AUGUUUGUGUUACCUCCCCCGCCACGAUAUCCCACCAUGGGGCCUUAUGGCGCCGGUGGCAUACAUCCUGUUCCCAUGAUAGAGACAAACAAUACGUUAUCGAAUCCGACAGGUCCCGAAUGGCAAUUCCUGGUUGGAGAAGGCACGUAUACACUUAAAGAAGACCUACAUCUUGCGACACCUCCGCCCCAUCCUUCCGAAGCCACCGUCCCCAACCCGAACCCGCUAUCGACUCUCCCGCAGCCUGCCAGCGCCGGUACCUCAGUCUCUCUCAUCGCCCUUGAGAGUCGUCCGGCUCCAAACUUUCUGUAUAGAGGACUCUCUUCGACCACCCUCGCCCUGAGUGGCGCGCCAUCCAGUAUUCAGGAGCAUCCCAACGAGGGCCGCUACUCUGCCGAAAAUGGCAAGACGAGUGAGGAGGGCCGUACCGGUUCGACAAGUGAUGCUCAGGCUACCUCCAUUACCAUUGGUUCUGCACCUGCUUUUGGCGAAGGCAAUGCUUUGCUUACCCAGGUGCCGACCAAGGAUGUGAACAAGAAGAGAAAGCCCAAGAACAACAUGACAAAGAGCAACUCGUCUUUCAUCUCUCGCGUUAUUGUUAACGAAAGCCUGUCUAAGAAACUUACAGAGCGAUCCAAUGAUGGCCUCUUUGCUUUUGCAAACAUUAACCGCGCCUUCCAGUGGCUUGACAUGUCAUCGUCAUCAAAGCAAGACUAUCUGACCAAGAUUCUUUUCACGAAAGCGCAUUGUCUAUGUCAUGAUGUUAAUGUCCAUACCAAGAGCGUCUCGCAUCUGGAUGUUAUAAUGGGCUUCUCAACUGGAGAGGUUAUCUGGUGGGAGCCGAUCUCGCAGCGAUAUACACGACUGAACAAAAAUGGCGCAAUUAAUGGAACACCAGUUGCGGCGAUCCGAUGGAUUCCAGGAUCAGAAAACCUAUUCCUAGCUGCCCACAUGGAUGGGUCGCUGGUCGUGUAUGACAAGGAAAAAGAGGAUGCUCAGUUCAACCCCGAAGACGAAGCGAUUAAUGGAAAUGUGAAUGGGACGAGUGGUGAGUCGUUAGAUGCCAGCAAUGGCGGAGCUCAUCACAAUUCUAUUCGAAUCAACAAGUCAGUGCAUUCCAAAAAUCAAAAGGUCAAUCCAGUCGCCGCCUGGAAGUUAUCCAACCAUCGAAUCAACGCCUUCUCCUUCUCGCCUGAUAACCGACACUUGGCUGUUGUGUCCGAGGACGGCACGCUAAGAAUCAUUGACUAUCUGAAGGAAGAGCUGCUCGACGUGUUCUAUUCCUAUUACGGAGGACUAACAUGUGUUUGUUGGUCCCCAGAUGGCCAAUACGUAUUGACUGGUGGACAAGACGACUUGAUAUCAAUAUGGUCACUGUCGGACUCGGCUCUGGUAGCUAGAUGCCAGGGACACCAGUCUUGGGUAUCAGCCGUUGCCUUUGACCCUUGGAGAUGCGAUGAGCGAAACUAUCGUUUCGGUAGCGUGGGAGAAGACGGGCGUCUUUGUCUGUGGGACUUCAGCGUCGGCAUGCUUCACCGACCCAAAGCGCGAGCUGAGACGGCCACCACGUCCAACUCAAGGUUGCGAUCAAACUCGAACCUAGAUACCGAAGACGAGGAAAUGGCUAUCGCACACCCUGUGGAGCCGCGGGCCAGAAUUCCUAUGCUCCCUCCCGUACUUCUUCAAGUCGAUCUUCCGGUCCGAUUGGACUAUUAA
Molecule: messenger RNA, 1716 nt
Organism: Fusarium tjaetaba
Lineage: Eukaryota; Fungi; Ascomycota; Sordariomycetes; Hypocreales; Nectriaceae
Product: putative WD40 repeat
Exons: 8
Coding region: 1-1716 (571 amino acids)
Biological process (GO): carbon catabolite repression of transcription
Cellular component (GO): nucleus; cell division site; cell tip
Molecular function (GO): protein binding
Source: RefSeq, a predicted model, not a curated record